This is a messenger RNA of Styela clava, 2431 nucleotides long. Its product is annotated as FAS-associated factor 2-like. Lineage: Eukaryota; Metazoa; Chordata; Ascidiacea; Stolidobranchia; Styelidae. The record is from RefSeq and is a predicted model, not a curated record. Gene Ontology annotation, biological process: ERAD pathway. Gene Ontology annotation, molecular function: ubiquitin binding. Gene Ontology annotation, cellular component: endoplasmic reticulum.
CACUUGCAGCAGAAGUACAUGUACCAGUACUAUAAUACCAGAACGCCAAGUUUAUUAUGUUUUUUUCUGAAAAUAUAUGGGACUGAAUAGUAUUUAGACUAGGAUUGGAUUGGUACCGGUGCGGUAUAUGUGUGGUGCGAAAUAAAUAUCUAAUAGGGCUGUGUAUUAUUGUAUGGCGGACAAUAACGAGCAAGUAAUAGAAAAUGAUAGGGGUGAAGAUGAAGAAAACUUGAAUCAGGAAUUAACAGAAAAACUGAUUCAUUUUCAGGAAAUCACCAACAUAGACGAUCUGAAUAGAUGUAAAACUAUUUUGAGGCAACAUGAUUGGAAUGUUGAAAGUGCAGUCCAGUCAACAUUUCUUGAGGCAGGAAUGUCUAAUUCUCAACAGUCAAAUCUACCACCAUCGAUAUCUGCAAAUUCUGGUUUAAGACGAAGAAAUGUUGCCACCAUAUCUCCACCACUUCCAUUAAGAACUAAUUCUCAUACGACAUUGUAUGAAGCAAGAGGAUUACAAUUGAGGCAACCUCAGGGAAUAUUUGAAUGGGGAUAUUAUGUUUUAUCAAUGCCAUUCCGAUUUACAUGGUCAACGUUAUUUGGAAUUGUGAGGUUUUUUAUGCGUCUCUUUCUGCCUGACACGAGGGCAAGGCUAACAGAUCCUCUUGGAGAUGUAACAUCAUUUAUUACUGAAUAUGAAGAAUUAUAUGGUGAACGUCACCCAGUGUUUUUUCAGGGAUCCUAUGCAGAUGCUCAAAAUGAGUGUCGAAGACAAAUGCAAUUUUUAUUGGUUUAUUUACAUGGACCAGACCACCAAGACACUCCAGACUUUUGUAAUAACACUCUUGCGAAUGAUGAUGUUAUUCAGUUAGUUCAAAGGAACUUCGUUUUUUGGUCUUGUUCGGUAAAUAAGCCAGAAGGAUAUAGAGUGUCUCGAGCAAUGCGUGAAAAUACAUAUCCAUUCCUUGCCAUAAUUUGUCAGUACCAAGGAAAAAUGACAGUUGUUGGGAGAUUGGAAGGACCCCUUACUUCUCAAGAAUUAAUGGAACAAGCGAGUGCCAUUAUUGAAAGAUUUGAGCCAACAAUGAUAGCAGCAAGAGCUGAACGAGCAGAGCGUGAUAUGACACAACAAAUAAGAAGUGAACAAGAUGCAGCCUAUGAACAAUCACUUCAACAAGAUAAAGAAAAAGAAAAAAAGAAACUGGAGGAAGAGGAAUCAAAAAAGAAAAAGGAACAGGAACUAUUGGAUAAGGAGAAAAUGAAAGAAGAGGCUGAAAAUAGAUAUUUGCAAAGAAAGCAAGAAUGCAAGAAAGCACUGUCAACAGAACCUGACCCAAGCCAUUCUGAGGCAGUGAAACUAUUAAUUAAACUUCCAGAUGGUUCAAGAUUAACGAGGGUCUUUCUUUCUUCACAACCGGUUAAGGCAAUUCAUGAUUUUGUGUUUUCGCAAGAUAAUGCACCUCGUCAAUUUCAAGUUGGGACCAAUUUUCCCAGAAAAAUUAUUCCUGGGUGCUCAACUUCUGAAGUUCUGGAACACGAAGAAAUUAUGUCAUCGCACACCAAACCAAAAACUAUAGAUGAUGAGGAUGAGCCUAGGAACACACAAUUAACUAUCUCCGACGUUGAACUCAAAUCCUGUGAAAUGUUAUUCGUUCAAUCAAUAGAUGAUACAGAUGAUGAGGACAGUGAUAGGUGAUUGAAGGAAUAACAAUUUUGAUGAAAAUGAUCUGUGUAAUAAAAAAGAAGUACUUUUAGGUACAUUUUGGCUUUUAAUAUUUAGAUAUAAUUCUGCUAGGUAGGUAGGACACUACGAAAAUGUUGCCUGCAGUGAUACUCCCAAUAUUGUAAGAGUCAAGUCUAGAUAAGGUUUCUGCCCCUUAAAACAGACCCUUAAUCAGUCUGUAGGGCACUGUACUUUUCAAUAUUUGCUUAAACCGAUUCUGAAAACUUACUGUUUUCGAAUUCAGAGUUUGAUCAACAAACUGGUUUACUUUUUUCAUGUCUGGAUAUGCUGCUGUAUAAAAAGUGGAUAAAGCAUCUCCACAUGAACUGUUUGAAAUGUGUAUAAUCUAAUGCAACUUUGAAAUAGUUGAACUUGGCAAUACAGGCAUUCAUGUGAUAUAAAUUCGUGUAGGUUUUGAUAUAUUUGAUUCUAGUGUUGAUUUUCAUGGGUUGCAUGUCCCAAAGAUAUCUGGCUGUAUAAUGCAUAAUAAGCAUCCGUCAUAGUUCUUUCGGAUCAUCAUGAGAAAGGAUUUUGACGAUAUCAGUGCAUCAUCAUACAGUAUACAAGCUUUCUCUACCUCGCCUUGAAAAAUGUUUGGUUGCGUAGUUGGUAAUGUGCAAUAUAUAAGCAGUAAGCAUGCUCAUUUGCUCUAGAAAAGUUGACCAUUUGUUGUUUCUCGUUGUAGGCGUCGCCAAAUACAUGAUUCGCAAUUUC